AAUUUGGUACCCAGCCCCCAAAAUGGCGCUUUAUACCGAAAUAUGUGUAACCGUGUUUCAUAAGGCAGAGGAAUUUGAAUAACAGCAAACUCUUCGGUUUGACUCCGGUGUGUGUGUGUGUGUGUGUGAGAGAGAGAGAGAGAGAGAGAGAGAGAGAGCGAGGCGGGGUGCGCGCGCGCGCGUGUGUGUAUGCUCUUGUACUUCUGUUCAGUUCACUAUCCCGUAAGCAAACUUCGAAGAUGAAUGGCUCGGGAAAACUCCGCGUGGCUGUAGUUGGAGCAGGGGCAGCGGGAUUAUGUGCAGCUCGUCACAUCCUGUCUCGAGCCGAAUUGUUCGAGCCGCCCGUGGUGUUCGAGCAGAGCGAGCGCGUGGGAGGCACGUGGUACUACGAGGAGCGCGUGGGCACUUCUGACGACGGCCGGCCGAUCCACGGCAGCAUGUACAGAGACCUGAGAACCAACCUGCCUAAAGAGGUCAUGAUGUUUCCUGAUUUUCCCUUUGACUUCCACUUGCCCUCUUUUCUGACCCACUGGGAUGUUCAGCAGUAUUUAGAGACAUACUGCAAGAGUCAUGACAUCACACCACACAUUAAGUUCAACACUAUGGUGGAAGUGGUGAAACCCAUCUCCAUGGAGACAGAUGAAGGGGGGGCUGUGAGGUGGGAGGUAAUUUCGCGUGGCAUGCACGGAGGACAUAGCACACAGACAUUCGACUCUGUGUUCAUCUGCAAUGGUCAUUAUUCUGCGCCCCAUUUGCCCUCCAUUCCAGGAAUAGAGCAUUUUAAAGGAAAGGUGAUGCACAGCCACUCUUAUCGCUGCCCAGAGCCUUUUGCCCAUCAAUCUGUUGUGGUCUUGGGUGCGGGAGCAUCUGGGGUUGACAUCUCGUUUGAGCUGGCUCAAGCUAAAGCCCAGGUGAUUUUGAGCCAUAAUAAGCCAGCCCUGCCAUUUUCUUUGCCCCUGGAAAUCAAGCAGGCACCUCCUGUAGUGAAGGUGCUGGACGAUGGCUCUCUGUUCUUCCAGGAUGGUUCAGUGGCCCACGCUCAAGUUCUUCUGCUUUGCACUGGAUACAAAUACCAAUUCCCAUUCCUCUGCCCAAAACAGCUUGGCCUGGAGGUGCAGCACCACCUACUGGCUCCUCUUUACAAGUACCUGGUGCUUCCAGCCUUUCCCUCACUCUUUUUUAUAGGUGUGUGCACAAUCAUCUGCCCUUUUCUUCACUUCCAUUAUCAGAUCCAGUUUGCGCUUGCAGUUCUUGAUGGCACUGUGCAGUUGCCCUCACGUGAGUUGAUGGACGCGGAUGUAGAGAGAGAGAGGCAAAGAAAGACACAGAUGGGUGUUCACCUCCUGCAAAUGGAUUCUGAUCAGUGGGAUUACUAUGUGAGUCUGGCAAAAACAGCAGGGUUGCCUCCUCCAAAUCCAGUUAUACAAAGUCUCUAUGAAGAAGUAGCGAGACAACGACGGGCAAACCCUCAAGCCUACAGAGAACUGAACUACAAAUUGGUUAAUGCCACUGAGUGGCAGCUUUUCAAUGCACCAUCUGAACAAACUGAUAAUAUUUAGUUAGAGAUCUUUAGUAGCAGUAAAUCAAGGAAAAUGCACCUCUCACCAGUCAUCCAAAGCUCUCCAUCACUUGCAAUCAAAUGAAUUCUUCAUCUGAUUUAUCUCAACUGAUUAAACAGAACUAUUUUCUGUCAUAUGCAAUAAACAUGUUUCUCAAUCAA
This is a messenger RNA of Ictalurus punctatus (channel catfish), 1720 nucleotides long. RefSeq lists its product as uncharacterized. The record is from RefSeq and is a predicted model, not a curated record. NCBI's taxonomy places the organism in Eukaryota, Metazoa, Chordata, Actinopteri, Siluriformes, Ictaluridae. Gene Ontology annotation, molecular function: NADP binding; flavin adenine dinucleotide binding; N,N-dimethylaniline monooxygenase activity. The transcript is spliced from 7 exons. The coding region runs from base 240 to 1559 and encodes 439 amino acids.